Messenger RNA from Camellia sinensis, 1985 nucleotides. NCBI's taxonomy places the organism in Eukaryota, Viridiplantae, Streptophyta, Magnoliopsida, Ericales, Theaceae. The record is from RefSeq and is a predicted model, not a curated record.
UUCAUAAAACCAAACACAUAUAAAAGCUUCCAUUGUGUAUCAUUGUGUAUUUCUCUCUUUGCUACCAUAAACCAAUCACCAAACCUCAUUCCAACCCAAACUUCCAAACCAAGAACCCAUGUCCCCGAUUCGUCGCCCUCGUGUCGUAGUCAAUGGAGUUCAGAGAAUGAGAACCUACCAUUACUAUUGGUGCCACCAAUGCCGACGAACGGUCAGGAUUAUUGCUUCUACAAACCCCUACCAAGUUUCGUGUCCUCGUUGCCUGGGCCCACUCCGCCAGGAGCUCGAUGUCUCGAGGCCUCAGCUCCUGGCAGAUGUUACCAGGCCAGAACUCGAACCAUCCCCGGCUGCAAGCUUACUGGGCACCUUGGCUCAAAUUCUCAACCAACCAACAAUGCUGCAAAUUACUAACCCUGAUGGGAGAAUCCAAAGGGACCGAGAAAAUGAAAAUGGUGAUGGUGGUGGCCAAGCUUGGAUCAUUCUCCAAUUUCUCAACCCUACUGAUCAUUCUUUACCAAGACUUGGCUCCCCAGAUGAAACUGUUGCUCCUCAGGCCACUACUAAUAAUCCAUGGGAGGUCUCUAAUGGUGAUAGAUUUGAAGAGUUGGUGCCGCCAGGGCCGACUCGAGGGCCUCCUCCAGCACCCAUUUCAGCCAUUGAAUCUUUACCUAGUGUGAAACUCACACCGGCUCAUUUAGCAGACGAGUCGCAUUGUCCGGUUUGCAGGGAAGAGUUUGAGGUUGGUGGAGAAGUAAGAGUGAUGCCCUGCAAACACGUCUACCAUUCGGAUUGCAUUGUUCCGUGGCUUCGCCUUCACAAUUCAUGCCCAGUUUGUAGGUGCGAGUUACAAGUUGCUGCUGCUUCAGCUUCCUCUAACAAUGGUGGUGUUCAAUAUGAUGAUAAUGGUGCUGAGGCUUUUCAAGAGGUCAGGAACAGAUUGAAUGGGUGGUGGACUCAGUUGUUCUCUUUGUGGCCUAUUCGUCGACUGUCAAAUUGGGUGUUUGAUGACCUUAAUUUACAAGAGGAUGGAGGUACCCCCUGGUGGAGCUCUUGGCUCAUUCUGUAGGCCAGUAGUGCCAACUCUUCUUGGCUCAUUCUGUAGGCCAGUAGUGCCAACUCUUCUUGGCUCAUUCUAAAGUGGGUGAUUACAAUAUUUUAGCUAGCUAUAGAUUUGUGUUUGAGUUUCUUUGGAUCAGGCAGGUAAGUAUUUCUUAUGACUAAUUUCAAGAGGUAACACUAAUUUUAAAAGGCUAGCAGGUACAUUUUAUAUGGCACUAAAAGUGCUGCACUUAACCUUUGUUUGUAUGACGAUGGGUUUUUACUUUUUCCUAAUUGUUCUGUUCUGUUCUGUUCUGUUCUCUUUUGCAGCUGAUGAACACAACUUGUGCAAUGGUUUUUGUUUUGCUUUUCCACAAGUAAUCUAGGAAAAUAACAGAGUGGUUAAAAAAGUUGGCUUUGGCUUCACAAGCUCACCUUUCUGAAUUGUUCGAGAUCUUUGGCAAAGCUAGUAACAGAGUCAGGAUCGUAUUUAUAGUUCCCUCAUUAAAUAAAUAAAUAACCACUAAUGUACCUAAAAUAAAACAAACAAAAUUCAGUAAAAAAAUAUAUGAGAAUUCUCUCAUUUUCUCUAUUUAUUUAUUUUUUUAAUUUCUCAUCAAAUCUUUUAAUCAAAAUAAAAUUCGAUUAUUUUCUCAUAAAAUCUCUUGAUCCAAACCGGGUUAGUUGAAGUUGGAGUUAAUUCUUCCUCUAAAUUCGAAAUUUUAUGAUUCUUUUCACAAAAUUUUAAAAUAAAUUAACUGUGUAGUAAUAAGAGUAUGUAGUUGAAAAUAAAUAACCACAAACCACCCAAUUAAGAAAAGAAAAGAAAAAGAAAAAGAAAAACAGGGCUACUAACGAGUUCUGGCCUUUGAAAACUCCCCACACUUUCUCUCUCACUGUGCUGCUGCUGUGGAGAGAGGGAGAGGGAGAGAGAGAGAGAGAGAUGA